Molecule: messenger RNA, 1008 nt
Organism: Trichobilharzia regenti
Lineage: Eukaryota; Metazoa; Platyhelminthes; Trematoda; Strigeidida; Schistosomatidae
Source: the annotation of a GenBank genome assembly
AUGUCAACGAACCGUCCGUUGCAGGUAGUCAAUUCGAGUGACAGGAGCACAGAUUUAAGUGGAAUUUUUGCUGAAUACAUACUUGGAAAGCGUUUCUUCAGCUGGGAUGAAUUUGAGAAGUCAUUAGCAGAAUUUCAAAAAUUAUCCUACACUCACUAUGUUCAUAAUUGCAGCAAAACGAUACCGGAUGCCAGGUUUAAGUACGCUUAUGUUGGUUUUAAAUGCACUUUUGGAGUGAAUCGUACAAGACCUGGAUUGAAAUUGAAAAACAAGUCUAAAUGUUGCAAUUGCUCGUCUUCAUUUCGCGUGGUUUUGCAUUAUAGUGAAUACAUAAUUGCUUCCCACAAUAUGGUGCAUAACCAUCCAUGCAGCAGGGUGUACAUGCAGAAUGACCCAUGGUAUAGACGACUAACAGUUGAAGAGAAAGAAAAUAUUGAACCACUUCUUCAGCAAUCCCACUCAUCCGAUGAAAUAAUAAUGCAUGUUAAGGAGAAGUACAACAAGGAUAUAACUCGCAUUGACGUUAAAAAUAUGAAAGCCGCAGUGAAUAAAGGUAUUUCGAGUCGUCGUGACAUUUUUGAAUUCCUAAAAUCCCGUGGGAAGUUAAUGGAGUAUUAUUCCGAUGAACCGAUCAGGAAUUCACUAACAAGAAUUUGUUUUGCAACUUAUGAGCAAAUGGAAUUGUAUAAACAGUUCCCUGAAGUUGUUGGUAUCGACUCGACGUAUAAUACAAAUAAGGGGAAGUAUUCUUUGUUCCAGCUACUUGUGACGGAUAAUUUUGGUCGUGGACGACCAGUUUUAUUUGCGUGGACUAGAAAAGAAUUCAAACGAGAUGUAGUUUGGAUAUUAGACUGUUUCCGGCAAAUAAUGGAAGACACCUCCAAAACAGAAUCCUUCAUUAUGGAUUGUGCGCAAGCUGAAAUAGCAGCCGUCAAGUUAACGCACAGACAAGCGCACAUUGUUUUGUGUUCUUUCCAUGUUUGCCGAGCUUUCUGUCGGAAAAUUUAA